Messenger RNA from Magnolia sinica, 1386 nucleotides. RefSeq names its product signal peptide peptidase-like. Gene Ontology annotation, cellular component: cytoplasmic side of endoplasmic reticulum membrane; lumenal side of endoplasmic reticulum membrane; membrane. The record is from RefSeq and is a predicted model, not a curated record. The transcript is spliced from 13 exons. Lineage: Eukaryota; Viridiplantae; Streptophyta; Magnoliopsida; Magnoliales; Magnoliaceae. Gene Ontology annotation, molecular function: aspartic endopeptidase activity, intramembrane cleaving. Bases 135 to 1190 code for a protein of 351 amino acids. Gene Ontology annotation, biological process: membrane protein proteolysis.
AGAGGAGGCGCUGAGAGAGGGAGAAGGAGACGUUGGGUCAGAGCAGGUAGGAGAUCCUUACCUGAAAAAGUUUCAGUUUCAUUGAAGUCUUUGCAAUAGCUGUUAUCUCAUCUGUUGAUUCUGAAUUGUCACCAAUGAAGACAUGUGAGCGUGUUGCAAAUCUGGCUCUAGCAGGGUUAACUUUGGCACCGCUUAUCAUUAAAGUUGAUCCAAAUUUGAAUGUAAUUCUGACUGCAUGCCUGACGGUGUAUGUGGGUUGCUACCGUUCUGUCAAGCCAACACCACCUUCAGAGACAAUGUCAAAUGAACAUGCCAUGCGCUUCCCUUUGGUCGGGAGUGCUAUGCUUCUCUCAUUGUUUUUACUCUUCAAGUUUUUGUCAAAAGACUUGGUUAAUGCUGUACUUACAUGCUACUUCUUUAUGCUUGGGAUCAUUGCACUUUCCGCGACAUUGUUACCUGCGAUUAGGCGUUUUCUUCCAAAACACUGGAAUGAGAACCUCAUUGUCUGGCAUUUUCCAUAUUUCCGUUCUGUGGAGCUAGAGUUCACAAAAUCUCAGAUUGUUGCGGCAAUUCCAGGAACUUUUUUCUGUGCAUGGUAUGCUUCACAGAAGCAUUGGCUGGCAAACAAUAUACUGGGGCUCGCAUUCUGCAUUCAGGGAAUAGAAAUGCUCUCUCUUGGUUCUUUCAAAACUGGCGCCAUCCUUUUGGCUGGAUUGUUUGUGUACGAUAUCUUUUGGGUCUUUUUUACCCCUGUGAUGGUUAGUGUUGCAAAAUCUUUUGAUGCCCCUAUAAAGCUUUUGUUUCCAACAUCAGAUUCUUCUCGACCCUUCUCCAUGCUUGGGCUUGGGGACAUUGUUAUCCCAGGUAUUUUUGUUGCAUUGGCAUUGCGUUUUGACGUCUCAAGAGGAAAGGAAAAUCGAUACUUCAGUAGUGCAUUCUUCGGAUAUACAGUUGGUGUGAUCCUUACAAUUGUGGUGAUGAACUGGUUCCAAGCUGCGCAGCCUGCACUUUUAUAUAUUGUACCUGCUGUUAUUGGGUCUCUGGCUAUCCACUGCAUGUGGAAUGGGGAAGUAAAACUGCUGUUGGAGUUUGACGAGUCAAAGACUGCAGCUGAUUCCAGCAGUAGUUCUGCAUUGCAAGAAGGUCAGGCUACCGGUGGUGAAGCGAAAUCCAACAAGAAAGCCGAUUAAUGGUUUCUCUCAGUUGCCAAGCCUUCUAAUCCGGGUAAGAAAUACAUGCCAUUGUGGUUUACAUGGAGCAUUCUGGUGCCUUGGACCUUGACUACUAACUCACAGAAUUAGGCAAAUUGCAUUGUAACAGAUUUUGGUAUUAAAAGCAAUAAUAAAUUUAUAUAAUUAUUUAAAGUAUACUUAGAUAUUUGGUGGA